This is a messenger RNA of Erigeron canadensis, 2273 nucleotides long. RefSeq names its product BRCT domain-containing protein At4g02110. Bases 1 to 1884 code for a protein of 627 amino acids. The record is from RefSeq and is a predicted model, not a curated record. Lineage: Eukaryota; Viridiplantae; Streptophyta; Magnoliopsida; Asterales; Asteraceae. The transcript has 8 exons.
AUGGAUACGGUUGUCGCUACAGUUAGUGGCUACCAUGGGGCAGAGAAAUUUAAUAUUAUUAAAUUAAUUUGUCAAUCCGGUGCUGGUUAUGUUGGUUCUUUGAAUCCUUCCAUUUCUCACUUGGUGUGUUGUAAAUUUGAAGGAAAGAAAUAUGAAUUUGCUAGGAAGUUUAAUAUAAUUGUGGUAAAUCAUCGAUGGAUCGAGGAUUGUGUUAAACAAGGGAGGCGUGUCUCGGAAAGACCGUAUAUGAAAAAAUGUGGGUGUGUCAAGGGACCUUUUGGUUUGGAGAUUCCGGGAGCUGCUGCUGUUUCUUCUAAAACAACAGUGAUUGAUGUAGAGUCUGGUAAUUAUGAUGAUGAUAAUGAUGGUGAUGAAUUGUGGACGGAUUCCGUGUUGGUGAAAGAGUUACGCCUUUCUGAUGCGAGAAAAAAUGAGGACCGUUCUGAUAGAUCAAAGAGAAAACUCAAGAAAAGAAGCUCGAAGCAGGAUGGCUUGUUCACAAACGAUAAUGAUUUACCCGAGUCUCCUUCAUAUGUCUUGAGAAGAAUAGAGAACCCCCUUUCUGAGGCCAGGCAAAAUAAGGAAAGUUCUAAUAGAGCAAAGAUAAAACUCAAUGAGGGAAGCGCUAGGCAGGAUGUCUCGCUCGCAAAUAAAUAUGAUUUACCCGAGUCUCCUUCAUUUGGCUUGAGAAGAAUAGAGGACUCAAGUUUUUUUUGCCCAACACAACGAGUGAAUAGAACAAAGGAAACCACUGCCGUAUGUGAAUCCUCCAAAGGAAAUCAUAGGCUGAUGCGUAAGAAUAUACGUGACAAGUUAAAGUCUUCUUCAGAUUCUGAAGAAGACUUUCAGCAUACAGAAAUUCACCGCAAAGAUGUUGAAAUUGGUGAACCUUCAAAGUAUUCUGGGAGGCAUGAAACCAGGAGAUCUUAUGAAACUAGACAUUAUCAUCCAAAACGAAGAACUUUAAUCUUGGAGGAUUCUGAAAAUGUUGAAGAUUUGGAUAGAACAAAGGAAACCACUGCCAUAUGUGAAUCCUCUAAAGGAAAUCAUAGGCUGAUGCGUAAGAAUAUGCGUGACAAGUUAAAGACUUCUUCAGAUUCUGAAAAAGACUUUCAGCAUAUAGAAAUUCACUGCAAAGAUGUUGAAAUUGGCGAACCUUCGAAGUAUUCUGGGAGGCAUGAAACCAGGAGAUCUUAUGAAACUAGACAUGAUCAUCCAAAAAGAAGAACUUUAAUCUUGGAGGAUUCUGAAAAUGUUGAAGAUUUGGAUAGUUCUAAUCUUCAUGAUCAACCAAAAAGGAGAAAUCUGAUCUUGGAGGAUUCUGAAAAUAUUGAAGAUUUGGGUACUAUUAAUCUUCAAGAUCCUGAAUGCAAUGAAGAUGAUUCUCACAUAAGGGAAAAGGACCCCACAUUGUCCACACAAGUGCCCCUAUCAUGUGUUAUUUGCUGGACAGAGUUUAGCUCAACUAGAGGCGUUUUGCCAUGUGGGCAUCGCUUUUGUUUUUCAUGCAUACAGAAUUGGGCAGAUCAUAUGGCUUCAAUAAAAAGGGUUUCUACAUGUCCCUUGUGCAAGGCCAGUUUUUGUAGCAUACGAAAGAUGGAGGAUGCCGUAUCUUCUGAUCAGAAAAUAUACUCUCAAACACUUCCGCACAAUCAUGCAGCUAUGGAUGUAUACAUUCUUCCUUAUGGCCAAGCCCCCACACAUCAGAUGAUGCCACCACCAGGACCAGUUUGCUACCACUGCUUCUUGUGUGAGCCCGCAGAAUUGCUAAUAAGAUGUUACAGUUGUGAUCUCAGCUGUGUUCAUUCCUAUUGCUUGGAUCCUCCACAAAAUCCAUGGAUAUGUGUCCAGUGCAAGGAUCUCCGUAUGCGGUAUGUCCAUUGAAAUUUAAGAACAUUUUAACUGUUAUUAGAUAUAGACAGGUCAGCACACAUUGGUUUCAUUUAAUUUUCUUCCAAUCUCUCUUUGGAUCUAGUAAUAUUACUCUGUAAGCCAAGCCAUAAACGAUUUCAGUUUUAGAGUAUGGUCAUUUCAAAGCUGCCUACUUCAAUUUUGUUAGAUAUCACUAUUGAAAUGAGUCCCUCGAGCACUGUUGGAUGCUUUUCAACCCAUCAUGUAGAUGGGCUCUUGAAAAGCGGUUUAAGCUAACUGUUGGCUUGUGUCUUGCAAAGCUUCAAAAGCUCGACCUAGUUCAAUCUAUGGCGUCUUGAGUUGUUUGUCUCUCUAGUUGUAGCAUUGCUUAUCUGAAAUUUAUAUUUGCUUGAUAUGCCAUG